CGUGUGUCAAUGUCCAGUAGUUAUGGACAAUUACCUUGCCACUUGCGCAGAAAUCCAACGGACAGUUUUGCGGACGGUUUGUAGGACGUUGCAUUGUCGCCGCAGUUCAAUAAGCUGUUGCAUUCACUGCACAUAUAGGCUGUCGAAAGUGCUUUAUUCUGAUGCAAGACCAUCCCUGACUAUGGCGGGAGAGCCAAUAACAAUUUAUACAUAAAACGUUUGUCAUGGAGCUAGCCUAAUCCAUGAAUUAUGUGAACUCAGCACCACUGUAAGGCUCUGCGCCUUUUCAUCGCUUUCCUGCUCCGCCAUCCCACGGCACGAUGCAUUGCUAUGGGAGCACUAGCAGUCCACAGCAGCAGCAUCAGCAGCGGCUGGAGGUGCGCGCCCUAGGCUCCCAGGCGCCAGGGCAGCGGAGGCAAGAUGGGAAGCAGCGGAGGGUUGGAGGUCACGAGUCCACGCCACAGCGGCCUAGCACCACAGAAGCGCCUACCGCGGCGUCCUCCCCUCAGCCACCCCCGGGACACCAUCAACCGGUCACACUGCCGGGUGCUUCAGAUCACUGCGUCAGACACCAUGGCAACCACAACCACGCAUAUGGCCGGUCCCCGCCCUUUCACGUGUCUAUGGCUUGCAUUGCCGCUGUGCGGCGCGCCCAUGUCGGCAACAGCAGUAGCAGCAGCACACGCGUCGGCGGUGCCACCCACCUGCCGGCAUUGGCGUUGCUGGUACUGGUGCUGCUGGCACCGGCUUCACCACCGGGCCCAGGUGGGAAGCAAGGAGAGAGUCACCAAAGCAGCAGUACCGGCAGCAACAGCAGUGCAGGAACCUUGAGUGGUCUGCCUCAAAGAAUACCUAAGGGGUCGUUUUCCUCCUUGGUUGGUUGGCUGGUGGGACCCCUGGGUUAUGGCGGUGCAGGGAUCCGACGCAGACGUGUGGGGAUCCUGCUUGCUGCGGCGGCGGUCACGGAUAAUGCGGGAGUCAGCAGCAGCGGUGGCAGUGGCAGCUCGACCUCAACACGCAGUAGCAGUGGUGACACUGGUGGUAGCGGUACGACAGGGCCUGCAGCAAUAACCAAUAGAAGGACCAAGGAAAGAGCAGCGGCGGGGCAACGGCACUCUUCCACAACCACUCCGAAGCAGCCCAGGCCCAACCCCAAAUCAACUAGCCCUGGGGUUUCUCGAGGCAUUAGUGUUAGCAGCGGCGCCUCAACCGCCGCCGCUGCUGCCUCCGCCUCUCCUGAACCCACUGGAAGCAUGCCGACAAUCAGCAGCAGCAGCAAUAGCAGAAGCAUUGCCAGCACCCCCACCACCCCUGCUGGCAGCACUCCCGUCUCUCCAGCUAGCAGCACCCUCACUAGCAGCCCCAGCCCCAGCAGCCCCAGUGGUGGCGUCGGCAGUCUGCUGCUGCGGCCCUCCUUCGAUGCAUCACUGGACUGGGCGGCAAACGUGACGGCCAAGGGGCCCAACGGAUGCACGCUUCCCAAGAACCGCACCUCGCCUGUCAGCCACACGCCGCCGCGCUGCCCGCCUCCGCGGCGACCCGUGGGUCUGCCGGAAGCCAGGACGUUCGGAUGGAGGUUUGCGCCGUUGCUUCGGCAGCACCCGCUAGACUGGUCCCGCCUCUCCGACCCGGGCGCCUGGCUGUCCUCCGCCACCCUCAUCGACCCGCUCACCUACACCACCACCGACCUAGCUACAUACCUGCAGAACAGGCACCUCGCCCGGCGCGCACGGCAGGAGAAGUUAGCAGCGGAGAGGGCGGCCGCGGAAGCAGCCACGAAGGCAGCCGCCGCUGCCGCAGCCGCCAGCGAUGGGGACGCGGACAGCGCCGCUGCUGCUGCUGCGGCAGCAGCGGGCACAGCCGCAGUGCGUGCAGCCGCUGCCGCUGCUGCUGCGGCGGCGGCGGAUCCGUACUGGCUGGUUCAUGAAUCGUACGACACUCAUAAUUUCUUUGCGACCAGGCUGGUACGGCGACGGUAUGAUAACGUUGGUGCUGCUGAUAGUGAGGAAGGCCGACAGCAACAGGAGGAGGAGGAGCAGGAGCAGGAGGAGGAGGCUGUGCCAGCGCCGCAGAACGGGGGUGGUGGCGACGGCAGCGGCAGCAACAGCGCUCCGACGUCUGCCGGGGACCGGUUACUGGCGCAACAGCAGCAUCAACAGCAAACUGAUCUUCAGGCGCAGAGGUCAAACUGGG
This is a messenger RNA of Astrephomene gubernaculifera, 2193 nucleotides long. Lineage: Eukaryota; Viridiplantae; Chlorophyta; Chlorophyceae; Chlamydomonadales; Astrephomenaceae. The record is from the annotation of a GenBank genome assembly.